Blastomyces gilchristii SLH14081 is the source of this 3032-nucleotide messenger RNA. Its product is annotated as ankyrin repeat protein. The record is from RefSeq and is a predicted model, not a curated record. Bases 172 to 2568 code for a protein of 798 amino acids. Gene Ontology annotation, molecular function: protein binding. The transcript is spliced from 2 exons. NCBI's taxonomy places the organism in Eukaryota, Fungi, Ascomycota, Eurotiomycetes, Onygenales, Ajellomycetaceae.
UGUCACUAUAGACUGCCGUAUGUAGCAUCAAGAUUGCUAUAUUAUUAUUGUCCAUGUUGUUCACAGUCUUCAGGAUGCCGCCUACUUGGUGUCUUAGUUCAGUUAAAUUCCCUUUCAUGUUGCCUUUGAUUUAAUGUUUCAGGCGGGGUAGUAUUUAUUACUUACUGCAAAAUGGAUCCCGCAAGCAUCGCACAGUUGAUUGUGCUCUCAGGGGAUCUUAUCGGCGCGUGUUACAUCUACGGCUGUGCUGUUGCUGAUGCUCCCGAAGUCCUGCGCAAGCUGGUUGAGGAAACCACCUCGUUGAGCGGCAUCUUCGUGGCAAUCCAGGGCCUGGUCAACGCGGAUAGAUUUGCAGCCAGCCAACGGGAGGCGCUGUCCACUUGCCUGAGAGAAUGCCAGGUCACCCUCGGGGAACUGAAGGAUACUCUACAAUCCAUACAUCCCGGCCCAAAGGGGAAGAAGAUGGCGGUCGUGAAGAGACUCCUCUGGCCGCUGAAACAAGCGGAAACUACGAGGAUUCUGGAUACCUUAGGCCGACAUAAGAGCUCGCUGAACUUGCUGCUCGCGCUCGAAGCCACCUUGGAGUCCCAGCAAACACAGAUUGUCUUGUAUGAACUCCAGCAGGCACUGCAGGAUGAUAGAGAGGAACGCAAGGAACGUGAAAUUAUGCUGCGCUGGAGACAAGUCAAUCAGUGGCUCUGCGGCAUUGACUACGAGGCCACGCAUGAGCGCGCUUAUGCAGAGCACUCAUCGGGGACUGGAGCUUGGGUUUUGAACAGUAAGCAGCUGCAGUGCUGGCUUUCCGGAGACCAGCGUCUUUUAUGGAUUCAUGGAAUUCCAGGAUCUGGCAAAACAGUAUUGAUGAGCACGAUCUUGAACCAGUGUCUUCUACCAAAUGCCUCUAGGAAAAGAGUCGUUGCUUACUAUUACUGUGACUUUCGGAACCAUGAGAGCUGUCGCCCGGAAUCCGUUAUCGGGGCCAUCAUCCUCCAAAUCUGCCAGGUUCUAACUUCCAUGCCCUCGCAUGUAGAGGACUCAUAUGAACGACACAUUGGGAAGGAUGGCAAGGCCGCACCGCCAAGUAUCCAGGAAUUGCAGCUCCUGCUGAGCGAAGUCCUGCCUCUAGUGUCCAAUGUCACAAUUACUGUGGAUGCCCUGGAUGAAUGCUACGAGAGGGAAACGCUAGUCAAAAUCCUCAGAGACCUAUCCUCCAAGGCCUCCACAGCGGUGAAAGUUUUAGUCUCCAGCCGUAGGGAGGUUGACAUUGUCCGACUCUUGAAGGACCAGUCGAGCAUUUCUACGCAGAGCAAGGAUGCCGAUGAAGAUAUCCAUCAAUAUAUCCGUGCCAACAUGCAGCUUAGGCCACAGCUACAGAAACUCAGUCAGCCGGUUCAGGAACACAUAGUGGAAACACUGACCAAGGGCGCUAGCGGAAUGUUUCGUUGGGUGAAAUGUCAACUCGACGAACUCAGCCGCCUCAGAACCAAUAGCUCCAUCAAAUUCGCCCUCCGCGGUCUUCCCCGCGAUCUCGACGAGACCUAUGAGCGAAUCCUCAGCCGCAUCUCCGAACCCGACAUCCCCCUCGCACGACAAGCUCUCCUCUGGCUCGCCUACUCCAGCCGUCCCCUCACCCUCACAGAACUGGCAGAAGGCGCCGUCCUUCGACCCAAUAUCACCACUCUAGACCCAGAAGACAGACUCCGUGACCCGGAAGACAUCCUGGAAGCCUGCGGCUCCCUUGUCUCUAUCGACGGGCCGCAUGUCAUCCUCGCCCAUAACUCCGUACGGGACUAUCUCCUCUCACCCCGCGCCGCCACCAACCUACCAACCUUCCACCUCCCAGAAUCACAAUGCCUCCCCGAACUCGCCACGCUCUGCCUCACCUACCUAAUGCUCUCCCCCUUUAGCACCGGACCCUGCGCAACCCCCGAGGAAAUGACCUCCCGCCUCACAAACUGGCCUCUCCUCCAAUACAUCUCACAUAACUGGGCAGACCACACCCGCCCCUACCUCAACGCAUCACAAAACCCGGCCCUCCACACCCUAGCCACAACCCUCUUCGCAGACCCCGCAACCCCCAACUUCCUCUCCUGGGUGCAGGCCCUCUUCAUCCGCCCGCACCGCAUGGGGCGGACAUACAAUCUGUAUCCACGCACCGGCACGCCGCUCUACUACGCUACCUCCUUCGCACUGACGCCCGUAGUCGAACACCUGCUCGCGCGUGGCAGCGACGUCAAUGCGCCGGGGGGCCGUGUGGGCGGGACGCCGCUGCAUGCCGCCUGCUGGCGCACACAGGUCGACGUGAUACGGCUGCUGCUGCGGGCUGGUGCCAGGUUGGAUGUGCAGGAUAGGAACGGGGAGACGCCGGUGGAUAUGGCGGAGUCUGCGAUGGGGGCGGGGAAUGGGGGGGUUGCGAGGGUGUUUUUGGAGGAGAGCGGAAUUGUUUUGGAGGAUCGUGGUAAUGGUAGUAGUAGCGGUAAGGGUGGUACGAGUGGUUUGCGCGCGAGUGUUAAUGGGGGGAAUGCACCGAAGUAUAAGGUUAUGUGGAAGCCGAGAGUUAUUCGAUGAUGGAUGGAGUAUAUAUAUAUAUAUAUAUAACUAUAUAAUAUGGGAGGAGUGAGCAGACAUGUAUUAUGAGAGACAACGUUUUGCCUUUCUUUUUUCUCUUUGCUCUUCAGAUUUACGUUAAGAACGAUGUAUAUACCACCACACGCAGCAGUCUGAGAUACAAUACCCAAUAUCAUCUCCUACGCUGGUUAACAAGUUUUCAAAACUUAUCAUACGUGUACAAGUUUCUUGUGAACUGGCGAUUGUGUGCUUCCCAUUUUCUUUUAUUUCCUUGUAUUUUUCCCCCUCAUCUUCUUCCAUAUCUCUUACCUGGCCAACUACACAAUCCACAGUGGGAUCUGGCAUGCAAACAUACUCUACGAUGCAGAGAGGUUGAAAACUCGAUAUUUUUUCUAUCGGAGAUUUAACUAUGUUGACUGCGGGCGUUGAUAUUGAAAAAUGCCCUGAGCUACUGUAUGAUGAGC